CUCUGGUAUUUCCUCUCGAUACAGUUUGUCCUUGUGUGGAAGUAGCAGUUUCUCAAACGAAAUUCAAUACCCGCGAACUUGCAGCUACAAGCUGAUGCACUAUCAGCCUCAGUCAUAAACCAACCAGCGUCCUGUGCUAGUGUGCUUCUAUUUAUUUGACGCGUUUCCACCGCUCACCGACGGCCUAUUUGAGUCGUUGCGCAAUGGAACCUUUCCCAAAGCUUACAUAAGGUGCGACUCUUCUUAUCUUAUAACUGACGUGAAAAAGUAAAGCGUAGCAAGUGACAAGUAUUUCAGUGAUCUCCAGGCUGCUCGAUCAGUUUUUAGCCCAGUUAAACCUCUUCACGAAAAUCAUGGAUAAUCGCAGCAAAUUGUUGGCCGUUUUGGUGCAUUUGACAGGGAUUGUUUACAUUGUGAUGAUAGUUCUCAACGCAUUAGGGGGCAUCGGCUACGAAGCUCUUUUUAGCCAGAACACGGGACAGGUUUCCGAUAAAUAUACGGUGUACAUCACGCCCGCGGGAUUCACAUUCACAAUAUGGAGUGUCAUAUAUAUUUUUCUCGGAGCCGGCGCGAUCUACAGUGUGUCUAGCGUGUACCGGAAAAGCGGUCCGAACAGCAAAGUUUACGUCCAGCCCAUUAUUCUAAAUUGGCUUUUCUACGUGAUGCUGACAUUAAAUUACGGCCUAAAUACUGCCUGGAUCUUUUUAUGGGACUCUGAAUGGAUUGUUGCAGCAUGCAUAUUCCUCUUAUUUAUCACCUACACUGGAUGGCUGGCGUUUACCAUCGCCUGCAGAAGAGCAAAAUGUGCGAUGAAAAAGAAACAAGAAGGAGUUAUUAAAACCGCUGUUUACAAAGAAGUGCGACUGCAAAGAAUAUUUGUACAUAACGGUAUUGCUUUGUACUCUACGUGGACGACUAUUGCCUCUCUACUCAAUAUUAACAUCGCCUUCCAGUAUUUUGGCAACUGUGACGCAGAAACGACAAGUUUAGUAUGCACAGCCGUCCUUUUGACAAUCCUAAUAGGAUGGUUCGUACUUGAAAACACUUGGCUCGAUUCCUACGUUCGUUACACCAUAGCCCAAUAUCCUGUGAUUAUAUUUGCUACAAGCGGAAUUCUAAGUAAACAAGCCGAACGAAACCGUCCCGACGGACCUGUUCCAGAGAGCAUUCAAAUUUUAACAUGGAUUAUUCUGGGUGUUGCUUCAGCUCAAUUAGUCGUUCGAUUGGUUCUCGUCAUUUACCGCUAUCGCACUCAACCCUUGUUCAAAAUCCAAUCAAUUUCAGCACGCGAAGAAAUCCUCACUGUACAAGCCAACUAAUCGAUGGUCCCCACCCCCCAUCGUGAACAAGUUCCAAGACAUUCAGCAAAGUAAAAAAUUUUUAUACCAGUAAAGAAUAUUUAAAUUCCCUAUAUAUACAAACAAAAUGACAACAUACAUUCUGGUUAAUUGCAUGGCCCGGAAGUGCUGAAUGGCAUUCUGAUACAAAAGAUUAUAUAAGUCGAUAAAGGUUCUGUUUAGAAGGAGUAAUAUUAAAAACUCAACGGAAUGCUAUAUUCAAAUUACAUCUGCAUUUGCCUGCCAUUGUGAAACAAACACUAAUCAAAUGAAUAAAAUUUACUAUUGUAUUUAAUGCUAAUGACCGAUUUAAGUAUGCUGGUAAAUAUAAACAAGUUAAUAAAUCUUAAUUACAAGCG
Molecule: messenger RNA, 1696 nt
Organism: Daphnia magna
Lineage: Eukaryota; Metazoa; Arthropoda; Branchiopoda; Diplostraca; Daphniidae
Exons: 6
Coding region: 354-1319 (321 amino acids)
Source: RefSeq, a predicted model, not a curated record